Molecule: messenger RNA, 2045 nt
Organism: Ruditapes philippinarum (Manila clam)
Lineage: Eukaryota; Metazoa; Mollusca; Bivalvia; Venerida; Veneridae
Product: beta-1,4-N-acetylgalactosaminyltransferase bre-4-like
Exons: 6
Coding region: 279-1820 (513 amino acids)
Biological process (GO): carbohydrate metabolic process; glycosphingolipid biosynthetic process
Molecular function (GO): N-acetyl-beta-glucosaminyl-derivative 4-beta-N-acetylgalactosaminyltransferase activity
Source: RefSeq, a predicted model, not a curated record
ACGAGCCUCCAGUUUUUAGAUAUCUUAUACAAUACUAUGAAUGGAAUAUUAAUUGGUAAUACUGCAACAUCAAUCAGGAACGUCACUUUUACAUUAAUCUUUAUUUGAAUUAUUUAAAUGAUAUUCUUUAGCUUUCUGUAUAUCAGAGCAUUUUUCAUAACAGCAAUACUAUCUUAUGAGAGAAAAGGAUGCUUUUACAACAAGUUUGAUAUAUUGAUAUGAUAGAUUACAAAUUCAUGCAGGAUACAACAUGAAACCUCAACUAUGCUUACCAAAAUAUGUUCAAAAGGAAAGAUGUUAUAGGAUCAAUGUACCUUAUAGCAGUUAUUCUAGUUAUAAUGGUGACACUAUCUCAGAUUUUAGUUGUUCACCGACAGAAUCACCGGGGACAUAGAACAGUAGACAGGCAAACUACAAAUGGAAUGUUGAUUUUAUUACAACAAAUUGAAAGAAGCAUAGAAGCGAUGACGAAAAAAGAAUUUCUGCCAGCAAGAACAUACGAGGAGCAGUUAAAGGCGUUAAUUUAUGCUGAAAGGAUAUCUCAACUUAUUGCUGAAUUGAAUUGUGUUAAAACUGAAUUAAGAGAAAAGAAACAAUUAAGUGGUACUUCGUAUACUGUUUAUCGGGAAAGGAAAUUAAGAUUUUUGGAAGUAUCUAGUCAUAAACCGACACAAAGAGCUAAAGCUAGUUUAAAAAAUGAAUCUGUAGAAAAGGAUUUUCCAGGUAUUCCUAUCAACGGAUCUCAAGUCUAUCGAAAGUACUAUACUCCUCGUUUUAAUUCUGCACUUUAUAAACAAAUGACAAGAACUUUAAAGAAGACGAAUGCGAAUAAAAUUGUGCAAGCAGAAAGCAUGUCGGGUGAAAAUUGGUUUGAUACGGACUGGGAAGAAAAGAAAUAUUAUAUACAAGAUCUUGAUAAAAGUUAUAUAAAGCAAAAUACUUAUAAAAAUGCUGGCACUGGCAAAGCUAAUUCUAGCGAAAAGUGUCCUGAAAUACCAAAACAUUUAGAGGGUAAAAUAUCGAUUUCAUCGAGGGUUCCUGAUCAUCUUUUAGAUGAAAUAGAAUUUUCUGAAGUGCAAUCUGGUGGACUUUGGAAACCAAUGACAUGUAUUGCAAGACAACGAAUAUCAAUAAUUGUGCCAUAUCGAGGCAGGAAAAUGCAUCUACACACUUUAUUACAUUAUCUUAUACCCGUUUUAAUGCGACAACUUUUGGAAUUCAGAAUUUUUGUGAUAGAACAGUCUGGAAAUUUAACAUUUAACAAAGGUCGGGUAAUGAAUGCAGGAUUCAUGGAGGCAUGGAAACUAUGGACGUUCGAUUGUGUCAUAUUUCAUGACGUUGAUUUGUUGCCGGAAAAUGAUAAAAACAUGUACACAUGUGGACUAUCACCACGACAUAUGUCUAUUUCAGUUGAUAAAUUUAAUUACAGAUUGCCUUAUAUGACGUUGGUCGGGGGCGUAUUUAGUAUAAAACGUGAUCAGUUUCUAAAGGUGAAUGGUUAUUCGAACUUAUAUUGGGGCUGGGGAGCUGAAGACGAUGACAUGGCACUAAGGUUAAAGUCAUCAAAUUUAAAGAUAGAAAGACCGCCAGCUAACAUUGGGAGAUACAAGAUGAUCCGACAUGCUACCAGAGAGACAUCGCCUGUCAAAAUGAGAUCAUAUUUGCUGAAAACAGUUAAAAAGCGUUAUCAUCGAGAUGGACUAAAUACAUUAGACUACACACUUAUGUUUGUUAACAACACUAAAUUAUUUACACAUGUGAUGGUCGACAUCGGACAACCACCGACUGAGGCUGCUGAUAUAACAAAAUUGCUUAAUUAAAAAAAUACAUGAAGCAAAAACGUGUUAAUCUCUUUUAUCUUCCUCAAUUUAUUGUUGGAUCUAAUCUUUCAAAAUGAUUUCCUGUUUGUUACUUGCAUGUCCAACGGCAAUAUGAAGCAUUUUUAAUAUCUCAUUUCGACUUCUUGCAGUAUGAAAGUUAUAUAUUUAUAUUUCUGUGAAGAAGCGAAAGCAAAACACUUUUAAAAGGAUUAUUUGCACAGAGUA